Molecule: messenger RNA, 567 nt
Organism: Spirometra erinaceieuropaei
Lineage: Eukaryota; Metazoa; Platyhelminthes; Cestoda; Diphyllobothriidea; Diphyllobothriidae
Source: the annotation of a GenBank genome assembly
AUGGUGCGUCAGCUUCCCGACGGGAUGAUGGAGCGCGUUACGGACAACCGGAACGUCUCAAAGGCAUUGGCAGGGGUCAACGAUGUAAAGCAGAUCUGCGUACUUGUCCUACCCUCCUCAGCCUCAUGUCCAAAAAUCAGCAUCGUCUAUAGGACUGGCGGCCGUCUUAAUAACCGGUGCUCGCAGGCUCCGAUGCGUCUGUCUACGGCUGUAGUCCACUAUCUGUUCUUCGCGGACGAUUGGUUGCUCAAUUCUGCGACAGAAGCAGACAUGCGACGGGACAUGGACCUCUACGUCUCCGGCUACGCCAACUUGGGGAUGACUAUAAACACAGGCAAAACAGGGGUUAUAUAUCAACCGCCUCCCAAUGCUGCACACAGUGUUUCUCGCAUCCAUGUAAACGAUACCCAACUGAAGACAGAGGGCCGCUUCAUCUGCUUAGGCAGUGCACUUUCGCAUUUCAUCAAAAUUGACGAGGAAACGGCCGAUCAUAUUUCCAGAGCCGGUUAUUCCCUCGAUCAGCUGCAAACGCAACAUAUAUUCGCCACAGUCUUCCGUGCUACGUAA